UUGACUGUGUCUGUGUGUGUGGGCCGCUGGUCCCAUUGCGAGUUUUCCGAUUGCGUUUAUUUGCGAAUAUUCCGGAGCGUUUUCUCUGUGAUCUUUCGUGCUUUAUUGUUGAGCUCUUGGGAAAGUGACUACCUACCUCCACGCGGUGCGGCCUGUUAGUACCUUUUAGGGAAGCCAAAGGUAGUUGCGACUUGUUAAAAGCCUUUUUCAAGGCUAUUUGUUGUGUGCGAUGGCAAGUAAGCCACCACACUUUGCGGUUCUCGCCCGGACAGGGGGAGAAGAAGGGCUUGUGGAAGAGACACAGGCAUCAACUCCGUCUCUGCCAAGUCGGCAGGAUGGAUCGCACGGCAAUAAGGUCAUUGCCGCCAAAAAGGUUCAAGAUGAACUGCAUGAGUAUCUUGUGGCUAAUGCCCAUUCCAAAAUUGGGACAAGGGAUCAUAUUCCCCAGAUAUUAAGGAGAGUUGAAACAAUUAUAGAACUUUUAACUGAAAGUGAAGAACUAAAGAAGAUGGUGUCCAGCAUACAGAAGAAUUUGGAAGAACUGAAGGUUGCAGAAGAAAGAAGAGGAGGAAGAUCUUUUGCGCAAGUGGUCGCCAGUCCCCCCUUGGUUAAUAAGAGGGCGGUGGAGCCAAGGGAAGUGGUUAUUGUGCAGCCUACAGAAGGAGACAGUGAUGCUGAAAAAACUAAGAUGACAAUAAAAGAAAAAAUUAAUCCUCAGGCCUUGAAGAUUGGAGUUAGAGGACUCAGAAAAUUACGAAAUGGGGCUAUUGCCAUUGAAGUUGAAAAGGCAAGUGAUAAGUUAAAGUUACAAAAGGCAGUGGUCGAAAUUCCUGGAAUGACUGCUCGUGAGCCUAAAAAACGCACACCAAAAGUAAUCAUUCACUCAGUACCUAAGGAUGUAGAGAAAGGACAAUAAUACUGGACUUGAGGAAUUUGAAAAGGGUUUCUUGGUAAGAUUCCCUCUUGGAAACAGAAACAGGUCCACAUCUAGUUGGGUGGUGGACGUCAGCCCUCAAAAUAGAAUUAAAUUGUUAAAGUUAGGAAAGUUAAAUUUGCAGUGGGUGAGGUGUCCAGUAGAAGAUUUUGUUCCUAUUGUGCAAUGUUUUAACUGCUGUAGAAUGGGGCAUUUUGCCCGGGAUUGUAAGCAAGAGACUCCCACAUGUAGCCAGUGUGGAGAAGGACAUAGAUACAAGGAUUGUCAGAAUAAAAAUACCAUUAAAAUGUGUUGUAAUUGUAAGAGGGACAAAUUGGCUGACACUCGGCAUAAUGCCCUUGAUAGGAAAUGUCCGUUAGUUUUGAGGGCGAAGGCAAUUUUGAUUAGUCGAACCGAUUAUGGAGAUGGAGCAUAUUAGUGACAUAGAAGAAAUUAAGGUUAUUCAAGGAAAUUUGCAGAGGGCAAUUGCAGCUACCUCGUUGCUUAAUAAAAGGUUAGAAUCGAAGGAUAUAGCUCUUCUGCAAGAGCCGUAUACAGUUAAAGAGAAGGUUGCAUGUCUUAGUGGGAGGAUUCAAGUUCUUCAACAUGGCGGAGUCAAACCGCUGGCAGCCAUAGCAGUGUCAAUAGUGGGUGUGGAUGUUCACUUCCAUUCUGAACUUAGU
Molecule: messenger RNA, 1596 nt
Organism: Centruroides sculpturatus (bark scorpion)
Lineage: Eukaryota; Metazoa; Arthropoda; Arachnida; Scorpiones; Buthidae
Exons: 2
Coding region: 230-916 (228 amino acids)
Source: RefSeq, a predicted model, not a curated record